This is a messenger RNA of Actinia tenebrosa (Australian red waratah sea anemone), 2142 nucleotides long. Its product is annotated as EF-hand domain-containing protein 1. Gene Ontology annotation, cellular component: mitotic spindle; axoneme. Gene Ontology annotation, biological process: mitotic cytokinesis; cilium-dependent cell motility; mitotic spindle organization. NCBI's taxonomy places the organism in Eukaryota, Metazoa, Cnidaria, Anthozoa, Actiniaria, Actiniidae. Gene Ontology annotation, molecular function: alpha-tubulin binding. The record is from RefSeq and is a predicted model, not a curated record.
UCCAAAUAGCAACCACAAGCUCCUUGUUGGUUUAGUUUGAAUCCUUCCUCAAACCAAGAACUAGUGUUCUGAAUUUGACGACUUUUAAAAAUACCAGGAUAGAUAUAUCAUGGCUCUUCCAUUUCUACCGGGAAAUACCUUCAACGAUCCAACGAAAACAAAGUUUCACAGACCCCAGACUUUAGGCUGGAGAAAUGGUUAUUCAUUGCCAGUAGCUCCGACCGCAGGCAUUGGUGGCGACCCUAUUCCCGAAAAUAAACUAACUCAGGAAGAACUAGACGAACUAGCCAACUUAAAGCCAAGUCUCACCUAUGGCCAAAAGGUUCAAGCUCCACCAGAGGACUUCGUACCAGCUCAUGUAGCCUUUGAUAAGAAGGUUCUACUCUUCCAUGCUUACUUCAAACARACAGUACACGAGUCUCCUAAGGAGUAUUAUAGAGUACGACCAGUGAAAAUUUAUUAUUACUUGGAAGAUGAUUCCAUAUCCGUCGUUGAACCAAUCGUUGAAAACAGUGGUAUUCCACAAGGCAAGCUUAUCAAGAGACAGCGAUUGCCCAAGAAUGACCUUGGAGAUUACUGGCACUGGAAGGACUUCAAUCUGGGGAUCACUGUAACAUUCUAUGGAAAAGUCUUCUUUGUUUGUGACUGUGAUGCCUGGACUAGGGAGUUUAUGGCAAGUGAGGGAAUUGACUUGAACCCCCCUGAAUCUAUCAAGCCAGACCCUCAUACUGAAUCUAGAAAGCAACCACUUCGCUCCUAUGUCACUCCAUCUGACUUUGACAAACUCAAGCAGUUUCUAAAACUAGACAGACAAGUUUUGAGGUUCUUCUGUGUUUGGGAUGACCGUGACAGCAUGUUUGGAGAAAUAAGACCAUGUAUCCUGCAUUACUACCUUGUUGAUGACACAGUAGAAGUGAGAGAAGUGCACAAGCCUAAUAAUGGACGAGAUCCAUUCCCAGUUCUUAUCUGCAGACAGAGACUUGCAAAGAAUAGAGACACAGUAGAAUCUUCCUUUCCUUCUUGUGUGUUGGAGAUGUCAGACCACGAAAUCAAGAAUUGGUUUUCCCCAGGUGACUUCAUGGUCGGCCAUACUAUUCACAUGAUGGGCCGAAGAUUCUUGCUCUACCAGUGUGAUGAAUUUACUAAAAAUUACUACCGGGAAAAAUUUGGAAUCACAGAGUUUGCCCCAGUUGAGGUUACAGAAGAACAGUAUGAAGCGAUCAAAAGGGUCUUUCCUCCUUACAAUGGUUUUGGUUCACUGGAAGACAGUCUGCAGUCUUGUUUGUCUCUGGUUCCUCAACCACCAAAGAAAGACUUUAUUAAGAUGUUGGAAAAUGACCACAAAGUCUUGAGAUAUGCUGCAAAUYUGGAAACUGUACGACCUGAGGACAAAAACCGUCGCUUUAUAAUAUCCUACCGCCUCGCUGAYGACAUGUUGACAAUUUACGAACCCCCAGUCAGGAAUGCUGGYAUUAUUGGAGGAAAAUUCUUGGAGCGAACAAGAGCAACAAAACCAGGGUCUUCUGUAGACAACCCAUCAUUCUAUACCCCAGCUGAUUUCAGCAUUGGAUCAGUCAUUCAUAUCUUUAAACACAGAUUCAGAAUUGUCAAUGCUGAUGAAUAUGUCCUCAAAUACCUGGAGUCCCAUGCCCAAAGCUGUCCUAUCGACACAAUCAACUCAAUUAGAGAAAUCCAUGGCAAGCCACCUACUACAACAGAGGAUCUUAUUGCCAAUGUCCCACAAGGGGAUACUGAACCCACACCUCCUGGUAGUGGCAAUGGCAUUAAGACAGAGUACCAACGAAGGUUCUAAUCAAGAUGCAAAAUUAAAUCACUAACAAUUGCUGAUAGAAAUAUUAUACAAUACAGAAACAAACUUGAAAGAAUGUUUAUUCCUGUUUUUUGUAAAUACAAUUAAUAUAAAUAUCUAUAAUUCCUCUAACCUACUGCAAUAUUGUGAAUGUCUUUUUGAAGUUUUCUCUUUCUCUUUGGUAAACGUCCUUUAUGUACAUAUGACAGUUGUUUUAGUUUCAAAUAGGAAAAAAUCCAAACAGAGAAAUAUUAUACAAAUGUGGUAAUGAGAAGUUUACAGGUUUUAUGGCUGCUUAAUAAAUGCUGUACAUUCAUAUUUUCAAACUAAAA